This is a messenger RNA of Ciona intestinalis (vase tunicate), 2443 nucleotides long. RefSeq lists its product as uncharacterized. Lineage: Eukaryota; Metazoa; Chordata; Ascidiacea; Phlebobranchia; Cionidae. The record is from RefSeq and is a predicted model, not a curated record.
UGCAGUUGAGCGGAAUCAGCAACGCCAAAGUAAUCAAAUAUUAUUUAGUUCGCGCCAUGUGAGUGUCAGAAUGUUUGGUCGCUCGUAUAAUCUUUACUUUGAUCAAGUGGAAGUUCUGAACGAUCAACAGGGUUGUCAGGAACAAAAUAUUGACAUUCAGACUUAUGCGUAAUAGCAGGGGUAUGUUCGGUCUGAAGACUUCUUCAAAAAAAGAUUAGUUAUAUUUACCAGACGUCUUCCGUAUCCGGUCGGACAGCCUAAUCAAAUAUUGCAAACGCUGUGGUCAGGUUACAACAUGCCCGUGAUCAGCAUCGAACAACAAACGACCAUCAUCGUAUAUAUUAGGUCUGCACUAAUACUAAAUAAAGAUUCCUGGUGUCGCCGCAAAAGUUUAUACGAGGUUCCACAACGUCAUUAUAGUUAUUCAUUAACAUAAAAUUUAUAGGGGAAAACUAAAUAUAGACAUUGUAUAAAGGAUGCAGCAUCAUUUGAGCAAAUUCUGCGGCUUCUCACUUUAGGCUGUUGUUAGAGAAAAGUUGUGCGUAUUUUAUAAAAAUAGAACUGAACUGCUGGGCUGCAAUUAAAGUGAUACGCAAUGGGUUGUACGUCGAGUGUGACUGCAAAAGUAGAAGAGCAGGAGACGAGUAAAAACAACUUUCAAAUACCGACCAUUAGCAAAGAUGAAGACACCACCUCGGAUUAUUCGAGUAUCGGAGCUUUGGGAAAUACUUUAUCAAACGAAGACUUCAGACGGCUAAGUGUGCUCACUGUGAGGAACGGUAACAUCAGCUGCCGUGCUGUUACAAAGACCGGAACGCCACAAACUGUAUUGAGAGACGUGGAUACUGGUCUUCCGGUUCACACACCGCAUCUUUCUCUCAGCAGUCAUGACAGCACACAAAGUACACCGACGGCUAAGACUCGUCGCCCAAGGCAACAAGCGCAGAAAAAGAGUCCUGUAAAAGCUGUAAAAAUACGGCCAAUGAAACAGUCUUCGCUUGCACCACCAAAUCCAAACCACCAUUAUAUCACGAGGUCAACUCCCACGUCCCCUUACAUGACAAAAGGGAAACGACGAGCUUCACAAAACGGUGGAAGAUCCUCUACAUUGGAGCUGCGUAACAGUUUAAACGACUCGCAGCGGUUGCUUAAUAAAGCGUUAAGAGAAUUGAGCGAAAGCCUUUCGGAAAGCCAUGGAAACAUUUUCAGUCUUGGUCGAGACGAAGACGCUGCCUUUCCAAGCUCCAGGGCGUCAGUUUCACCAGCAACAAGUCGGGUGAGCACACAGUCGUUGCUGAACGAAGCUGAUUCUGAAAUUAUCUUGGACGUUGGAAGUGGCUACUGCAAAGCAGGUUUCAGUCAUGAAGAUGUACCGUCUGUUGUAUUCCCUACCAUCGUAGGAAGACCGAUCUCGGAAGAUGUUCUUCCAGGAGUAGCGUUAGAUGAAAAGUUUAUUGGAAACGAAGCAAAGUUAAGAAAAGAUGCUCUCACGUUUUCGGCACCAGUUCGUCGAGGUAUUGUUCAGAACUGGGACGAAUGGAUGGGCGUUGUAGACCACGUACUAAAUAUGGAAAUGAAAAUAGAAAGAGACGACUUCGGAAUUGUGCUGCCUCAACCCACCACUACUAACCGUGAAAGCUUAGAAAAAAUUGCCGAAAUGAUCUUUGAAAUACCGAAAGUAAACCGAAUUUUCCUCGCACGAAGCGCACCCAUGGCACUGCAUGCGUUUGGUAUGACAUCGGGAUUAUUAGUUAGCAUUGGUCACGAUGUUUCGAGCUGCGUCCCCGUAUUGCAAGGAAACGUACUGGAGGAAGGAAUACGUGAAUUAAACAUAGGUGGAUCAGAUAUAACGCAAACUUUGAAAAUGUUGAUGAAAGAACAAAAACCAACUCUUUCCUCAUUUCGAAACUUUUUCCAUGAUGACAUAACAAAAGCAAUGAUGGAACGUCUAUGUUACGUCAUGGUCAACGAAAACCGUGAUUCCCGUACAAGUCCAAGACCCCGAACUUAUUCCCUACCAACUGGUGGUACAGUUAAUCUGGGAAGAGAACGAUUUUUAGCUCCAGAAAUUUUAUUUAAGCCGGGACUUUUUGGAGAUACUAGCAAUGCUAAAGGGUUGCAAGAAAUUUGCUGUGAAAGCAUUGAAGCCUUGCGAACUAACAAAGGCGAAGAAGAAGCGAAGAGUUUAUGUCAGAACGUAGUGUUAGUCGGAGGGACUUCCUUGCUACCUGGCAUACCUGAAAGAUUGAAGAGCGAGCUAGUCCAUCUAUUACCUUGGUUAAGUGAGAACGAAAUAACUGUUCAAGCUCCACAGCGACGCCAGUAUGCUGUGUGGAGAGGCGCUGCUCAGAUGGCGUCUCUGAAUUCGACCAAAUCGAGAUGGACGACACGUCAAGACUUUGAAAAAUAUGGUCCUUCUGUUGUGCAUCGGAAAUACUUGUGA